CGUCAGUUGGUACCCGUGUGUUCGUGUUUGUGAAAGAAAAUGUCAGCGGUUUGCUUCAAUUCCGUAUUUUCGUGAUAAUAGAGGAAAAUCUUUGCAUAGCAGUAAAUAACGAGUUUUCCAGAAGUCAACCAAGUGCUUUGGCAAUCUAAGUUUUAGGAUGUCUUGGCCGCAAUGGCAAGGGAAUGUCUCUCAGGGUGUAGGGGCGUUGCCUCUGAUGAAUGCAGCUAGUGGUGGCGGAACCGCCACCCCCUCAACUGCGAUGGGAAUUCAGUAUACGCAGGAACAGUGGCAGCAGGUCCAACAACAGAACUGGCAACAGUGGGCCCAAUGGCAGCAGCAGUACCAGCAAUGGCAUCAGCAAUAUGGAGCGGAAUAUCAGAAGACGCUGAGCGCGAUGACUAGUCAGGUACAGACAACGUCGGCGCCGCCUCCACUGCCGCAGGAGAUGAAACAGCCUCCUCUUCCGCCACCAGAGGAACAUACAACUAACGUUUAUCAGGUUAAAGCCGUCGGAGGUGGUUACACAGGUUAUACUACGGCGCCACCCCCAAAACCUCCAACCGGUUACAGUACGGAGCAACCGUGGAAGCAGCAUCUCAAUGACAAACCUGAGAUGGGCACGAAACGGCCCUACAGCACGCAAUCUAACUACCAUCAAGAAGUUAAACGCAACAAAUUCGAGCAGAAUUGGCAGCAGCAGGUGCAGACUAAUGCUCCGCCUCCACCGCCUCCGCAAACUGCUACCGAGGACCUCUCAGAGUCCGAGAAGAAGUUUAUGAAGCAAUUUGCCGAAUGGGAGGCACAGUUCAACAAAUGGAAGGAACAGAAUCAGGACCAUCCGGACAAGGCACAGUACAAGGAAUACGAGAAAAAGUGGGAGGCAUGGAGAAAUCAGUUGCUUGAUAGACGCGAGCAGAUGAGGAAGAGACGUCUAGGCACUUCCGACGCAAAGACGACAUUCGUACCGAACGUGAGCAAACCGCCUCCCAACAUCAACAAUGAGCCCUUGCAGUUUAAACCCAAACCUAUGGAUUAUCACAGCUAUCCGCACACGUCCACCUCCAACAACCAGGAGGACGUCAAUUUGUUCUCAACAGGCACUUUGGACGGCAUACCUGGUUUGGAUCUCGUUGGAACUGAAGUAGAUGAUCAAAGGGACAAGGACGUGGUGGUGCUCGACGAUGUUCCAAAACCCAAAGGCCCAGACCUGGAGGCGCUCUCCAAGAAUAUCAAUUCCAUACUGGGGGAUCAAAAGCUCUUAAACAUGCUGAGCCUUGUCACGAAAAACAUGAGCAAACCUUUGGAGGUGACAAAUCCGCCGCCACCCAUUCCUUUCGAUGAGGCCAGCCGCUCCAGCUUCAGUCACGACGAUACUUACAGAAACAACUACGAUGAAGGUUCGAAUAACUAUAGCCAGAACAAUUUUAAAUACGACAAUUUCCGGGACGAGAGUAACGAUUACAACCACGACAACACUUCAACAAACAUGUCAGACAACAAUAGGUACUCUCAGGAUAACUAUAGUGAAACCAGAUUCAGCGAUAACAAUAGGAGCAACAGUUUCGACAACAAUAGCAAGAAUAACAGUUUCGAUAAUAGAAGUAAUAACGGCGGAUUAGACAGCAGCAGACACGGAACAAACAAACCAGUCGAAGAUGUGAAACGGCAACAACAGUCCAAAAGCGAAAGUAUUUAUAGCAGCAAUAGUAGGAAAGAGUCCCCGGCGCCUCCACCCAAAGAAGAUGAUAUUUUGAUCAUUGAGAAUGUAGUGAACUACGACCACAAAACAAAAAAGACUGAUUUUGAGGUAAAUGUUGAACCACCUCGCCUGUUUGACUAUCGGCACAAGUCGGUGAACCGGAUCCCACUGCCUGAAAGGCCAAAAUGGCUUCACGAAACCUUCAAGAACAUCGUGGAAUUUGAACCAUCCAUCGUAAAGCAGCCCUACUGUCGUUACCCUCCGCCUCCCGCAGAUCGUUACGACUACCGUUCGCAUCGCUACGACGGAUAUGAUUCGUACAACAGUCGCAAUCGCUACGAGGAGAGGCGUUUCGAACCCUCGGCUCGCUACAAUCGAUUCCCUCAAGACGAGCAGCAGGUUGCCAACAGACAGCACGAGGAUUAUUCGAGAGUGCGACGAGGUGGAGACCACGAUUUCGAAUACAGGGGCCGCGAAUCGGUUCCUCCGCCGAAAUCCAAUACUGAAAAGUCUCACGUAGAGAAACAACACGUUACGUUGAUAGAUGAUGUGUUGAAUCCUCCGGGAAGAUUCAGACGGCCGCCUAGGAUAGUAAUUAUAUUGCGCGGACCGUCUGGUAGCGGAAAAACCUUUCUAGCUAAAUUAAUUAAGGAUAGAGAGGUGGAGAACGGAGGUUCUGCUCCGAGAAUUCUAUCGUUGGACGAUUAUUUUAUGGUGGAGCAAGAGAGAGAGGUCACAGAGGAUGGAAAGAAAAUCAAGGUGAAGGAAAUGGUCUACGAGUACGAGGAAUGCAUGGAACUCUCGUACCGAACCUCUCUGCUGAAAUCGUUUAAGAAAACCAUCACCGACGGUUACUUCCCGUUCAUCGUCGUUGAUAACAUGAACGACAAAGUAAAAUACUUUAGCGAGAUGUGGAGUUUUGCCAAGCAAAACGGCUUCCAGGUAUAUGUGUGCCAGUUGGAAUUGGACGUGCAGUUGUGCAGCAAGCGAAACACGCACAACAGAUCUUUGUUGGAGAUCGAAAAUACGGUGGCCGAAUGGGAAGAGACGCCCGUGCAUUAUGCUACUCUGGAUGCGACCAAUUUGAUCCAGGCAGGUUCUAUACCAGAGGUGGAAAUGGAGGAAAUCGACUCGCCUAAUGACAAUUUUGACGAUAUGGACGUCGAAGGCGAGGAACAAGCGUGUAAUAGCAGCAAGUGGGACAAUUUCGAGUGUUCCAUUAAUAACCUCGCCAAGCUCGAUGGGACGAGCAAACCGUUGCGACAUGCAGGAACAAUGGAAGACUACCUCCAAUUGGACGACGGAUGGGCACCAAAGCGGGGAUCCAUACCCGGACAAAAACGAGUGCGCUGGGCCGAUCUGGAGGAAAGGAAGAAACAGGAAAAGAUGAGGGCGAUCGGCUUCGUCGUCGGGCAGACGGACUGGGACAGAAUGAUGGACCCUACGCAAGGCAGCAGUGCCCUAACCAGAACCAAGUACAUAGAGCGCGUAAAAAGGUACUAAUUGAUACAUACCUUAUAAGUUGACUUAUCGGAAAUCUUAUAUCGAAAAUGUGAACAUGUGAAGAUAGUGAGGUGCAAAGAAGUAUUAUGCGAUUUACAAUAUUCUAGAUAGUUAUUAAUACUUUCUAUUAAGUUUAAUCGAUGCAUUAUUUUUUGUGUA
Messenger RNA from Nicrophorus vespilloides, 3361 nucleotides. RefSeq names its product YLP motif-containing protein 1-like. Bases 158 to 3202 code for a protein of 1014 amino acids. Lineage: Eukaryota; Metazoa; Arthropoda; Insecta; Coleoptera; Silphidae. Gene Ontology annotation, biological process: regulation of telomere maintenance. The record is from RefSeq and is a predicted model, not a curated record. The transcript has 9 exons. Gene Ontology annotation, cellular component: nucleus.